Linum trigynum is the source of this 561-nucleotide messenger RNA. The record is from the annotation of a GenBank genome assembly. NCBI's taxonomy places the organism in Eukaryota, Viridiplantae, Streptophyta, Magnoliopsida, Malpighiales, Linaceae.
AUGGCAGACUCACCACUUGCACCUGCACCUUCUUCCCCGGCCGACGACGGAACCUCUUCUCCGAUGGAAAGCCUUCUGGGUUUGCUCCGCAUCCGAAUCAAACGCGGCGUCAACCUCGCCGUCCGCGAUGUUCGCAGCAGCGACCCUUACUGCGUCGUCAAAAUGGGCAAGCAGAAACUGAAGACUAGUGUGAUAAAGAAGGAUGUGAAUCCUGAGUGGAAUGAAGAUUUAACUCUGUCUGUUACUGACCCGGAUCUUCCAGUCAAGUUGACUGUUUAUGACUAUGACACAUUCAGCUUAGAUGACAAAAUGGGGGAGGCAGAAUUCGACAUCAAACCGUUCAUGGAUGCAUUAAAGAUGGAUGUGUCAGGCCUACCAAACGGCACCAUCAUCACAAAAAUACACCCCAACAGGUCAAACUGCUUGGCGGACGAGACCUGCAUUACCUGUGUUGAUGGCAAAGUUCUUCAAGAUAUGUGCCUCCGAUUGAAAAACGUGGAAUGUGGUGAAGUUGAGCUCCAGUUGCAGUGGAUUGACCUCCCACAUGGAAAAGGCUUUUAA